GAGCGCACUGUUGUGGUGCGGCUCGUCGGGCGGGCGGCGGCCGGGGCGGCCCAGGGGCUGCCGCGGGGACUCGGGGCGCCGCCGAGCGGCCGGGCGCUGGGGCGGGCCGUGAGCACCGCGGGGCCCGGACACGGCAGGUUCGAGGCCGGGCCCCCGCGUGGAGAGCCGCGGGGUGGAGACUUUGCAGCGCGGCGCGGAGCAGGCGGGAGCCGGCGGGGGCCUCCGGAGCCCCAGGGCGACCGGGCCCGGAUCCCGAGGGAGCCUCGCGAGCCCGGGCCGGAGUCUCGGCGGGUGCAUUCCCGGCGGGGCCCGGGCUGCAGGAGCACAGAGCAGCCGGGCCUCGCGGAGCUCAGAGAGCGCCUGACCCGGGGCGCACCGUGGGACUCGGGCGCGGGGCUGGCGGAGAGCUGCCCCGCGGGGCUAACAGCGGCGGAGUGGCCUACAGGGGCCCUCCCCCGGAGGGGCCGGGCCGGGCCGGGGAGAUGAACGGCUUCAGCACCGAGGAGGACAGCCGCGAAGGGCCCCCUGCCGCCCCCGCCGCCGCCCCGGGCUACGGCCAGAGCUGCUGCCUCAUCGCGGACGGCGAGCGCUGCGUCCGGCCCGCGGGCAACGCCUCCUUCAGCAAGAGGGUGCAGAAAAGCAUCUCGCAGAAGAAACUCAAGCUGGACAUCGACAAGAGCGUAAGGCACCUGUACAUCUGUGACUUCCACAAAAAUUUCAUCCAGAGCGUCCGAAAUAAAAGGAAGAGGAAGACAAGUGACGAUGGCGGAGACUCCCCUGAGCACGACGCUGACACUCCUGAGGUUGAUCUGUUCCAGCUGCAGGUGAACACUCUCCGACGCUACAAACGGCACUACAAGCUGCAGACCAGACCAGGCUUCAACAAGGCCCAGCUAGCAGAAACUGUGAGCCGACACUUCAGGAACAUACCGGUGAAUGAGAAAGAGACGCUUGCCUACUUUAUCUACACGGUGAAGAGUAACAGGAGCAGACUGGACCAGAGAUCGGAGGGCAGCAAGCAGCUGGAGUGAGGCGCAGGCGGCCGGGUAGGCAGAGGCCUUGGUGAGAGAACAGCGGUGCGAUGCUUGAUGACAGGUGAUGUCUGCACGUCUCAGCCCAUAAGGACUGUUCCCAUCUACUGUAAAUAAAGUUUGAAUGAUGGAUACUGUAAAUCUCUCUGUCAAGAGGGUUAUAUUCUUACAGGUUAGCAUGUGUAUAGAAAGACUUUCACUGCUCAGACUGAAAAAAACAGUAUCAUAAAAGGAAUUUUAAAACUGUGUCUUGAAUACUCACCAGAGCUUUAAAUCAAUUCUCCUGGAGAUGUUGGGUGAUGUGUAUUUUGGCAGUCACCAUGCAGUACCAGGCUGCCACGGGUAAGACUCAGCCCUGGCGGCAUGGCUCAGUGACAGUGGAAGCACAGAGUGGGCCCACGUUUGGACUGGCCCUUGCCGGCUGGGACACAGGCAUGCUACCUUAUUGCAGGUUUUACCAUUUAGUAGCAAAUCAGUUUGACACUGGUCCCCCAAUUGCUCUGGGGCCUCUAUGCAGUGGGCACUCCGUGUGUGUUGGCCAAAAGCUGUCACAGCUGUGCAGCUUCUGCUUCGCUCCUCCUACCCCCGAGACCUGUUAUUUGUGUUACUCUCUGCUUAACCAUGUGUAAGGCAUCUGCUUAAGAGAUGGAGGAAACCCUGCCCCUCCACAAGAACCUCUAGGCAGUUGCACGUGUCCGUUGAGAUUCUAGAACUGACACGAAGAUGUCACAGACUGGUCACGGUGGUGCAUGCUUUAGUCCCACCACUCGGGAGGACAAGGUGGAGAGCUCAAGAGUAAGCUAGGCUAAAGACCCUGUCUCAGAAACAAAACAGUGAACCUGGGGAUGGCUCAUCGGGGAUAGGCACUUGCUGCCAAGCCUGCUAGCCUGAGUUCUAAUUCCUGCUGGCCAUGUAGUGGAGAGAACUGGCUCUACACACACCACACAAUAGAUAAAUGAAAUUUAUUAUUAUUGUUUUUUUUGGGUUUUUUUUUUUUGUUUUUUUUUUUUCGAGACAGGGUCUUUCUGUAGCUUUGGAGUCUGUCCUGGAACUAGGUCUUGUAGACCAGGCUGGCCCCUGCCUCUGCCUCCUUAGUACUGGAAUUAAAGGUGUGCGCCACCACCACCCAACAGGUUUUUUGUUUUUUAAAGUUUUAAACAAAACCAUAGCCUUCCCUGAGAAUCUUCUGCACUUUACCCAGAGUGAGGUAUAUACCACGACCCUUUAGGCUCCUGGCAGUAAGUGCUCUGGCGAAGAUAGAGUGUUGUGUUUCCAGUCUUUAGUUGACAACCUGCAGGAGAACUGCCCAGAUCCCCUAUGGUUCCUGCUCAGAAGCCGAGCUGUGAGAAGACAGUGUGGCUGGACUUGACUCCUUGGCUCUGUAAGGCCAGAAAAAGGGAAACAAAAGUCACCGCCACCUGAUGCUCAAGUGCGAAAGGCAGGAUCUGCCUCCUUUCAGGGAGAGCGCUUGCUAAGGAAAUUUUUGAAGUAUUAAUUUUUCUCAUUGUUCGAGUCAGACUCUGCUGUCUAGUUAUGUCAGAACCAAAGCAUCCUGGGAGAGCAGAGCUUUCCUAUCCAAAGAUGUUUGCAGAAUCUCCAAUUAGUGUGACAAAGGGUGUGGAUGGGAGGGUAAGGGAAAAAGAUUGCUAAUUUCCAACCAGCCUAGUAUACAUUAGGUCAGAUGUCUCAUUUUCCUGUUUAACUUCAAUUUUGAUUUUUUCUUAAGCCUUAACUAACAAGAGGACAGCAGAGGCCUGACCCAGCAGUUCUAACGUCUCCCAGAUUGCUUCCCCUGAACACCAUCUCGGAAAUCAGAGUUUCCGAGUUUCCUUCACUAAGUGAGUGAAGGAGUAUUUGAUGGUCUCCCUUCUGUGGAGCAGAACCCCCAUGCUUCUGUGGAAUGGGGGCGGAGCCUCCAGUGUCACUAUCUUGCAAUGUGUUCCAUCGUGGCCAACCCCCCAGAGAGCUCAAACGCAUGCCAAGCAGACUGCAGUCUGAUGGAGCGUGUAUAAAAAUAGGUGUGUGUAGAAUAUGAACGGUGUCCUGGUUGCAAGCAAGGGCUGGUGAGGUGUCCCCUGGAUGUUUUCGGUCCUCACCUCCGUGCAGAAGUCGGUCUCUGUCCUACCACUGGUGGAUGCAAACAGAGAGAGAAGCUAGUAUCUGAGGACAGACAGGACCUUUAAUUUAAUGGCCCUGUGGAAAUGUCAGUGUCUUAUCCAGGAAGAAAAUGUAGCUUCCUGAUAUUUAAGCCAAACUGUGGGCAUUUCAGUUGUAUCAUUGUUUCUUCAGCAUCAUGUUUAGUUUCCAAGUUCUGUGCAAGAUGUGGCUUUAGGCUCAGGCUGGUCCACGUUUCUAUGUCCAGAUCCAAGCUGGGGAACAUCUGCCCUCCAGCCAUCUCAGAAUCCUUAUCCUCAGAUGCACACACCCUUGGAGAAGUAGAGGCCAGGGCUCUCUUUCUCAGCCUGUCAAAACAUCACUGAUAGAAAAGGCAAAGCUAGCCAGGCAGUGAUGGCGCAUGCCUUUAAUCCCAGCACUCGGAGGCAAAGGCAGGCAGAUCUCUGUGAGUUUGAGGCCAGCCUGGUCUACAAGAGCUAGUUCCAGGACAGGCUCCAAAGCUACAGAGAAACCCUGUCUCAAAAAACAAACACGAAGGAAGGAAGGAAGGAAGGAAGGAAGGAAGGAAGGAAGGAAGGAAGGAAGGAAGGAAGGAAGGAAGGAAAGAAGGAAGGAAAGAAGGAAGGAAAGAAAGAAAAGACAAAGCUAUUCAAAUUUAUCUUUUUCUUGUGUCCGGCUGCUGUGUGAUCAAAGCGGCCAGCCCCUUGCCUCCUGUCUGCUGGCUUAGCCAUAGCAAGAGCCUGCUGCCUUCAAGAGCAGCAGGGUUUGUGGAGAGAGCAAUGCUCAUCUUGGCGCCCGUAUUUUCAUAUCGCCUAUCAUUGCCCCUCCCAAUCUGUGACGGCUCAGUGUGGACUUUUCUCUAUUUGGUGCUCCUGGGCAAAACUGGAAUUUCAAGUCCAGAACUGGCAUGGCUUCGCACGCUCCCAUCCUGUCUCUGAUCUAGCCUGGUGUGGUUCUUCAUUGUGCCCUUAAGGUGGUCAUAUGGAGACAUUCGUAGCCUACCAUUCAUAUUGGGCUUGAAAAUUUUUACAGCGCAAAUGCACAGGCUUCUUGUAUCUCAUUUCAUGGAACAAACUGUGAAUAAAAACCAUCAUAGCCAAUCCUCAGGAAAGACAGCAAACCAAAUUUCCAGGUGGGGUUGUGACUUGAGGAACUUGGCUUCUGUGUGCUGCAUGUCCCUGCCAUAGCUAGCUAUAAUCAUAGUAGCCUCUCAGAGAACAAAUCCUAAUGUUGCAGGUAGAGCUUGAGGCUCCCUUUGUGUAUGUGCGUGUGUGUAUAGGAACUUCCUGUUAAUACUUUGCCAAGUGACUGCCUGGUGUGUGGUGGUAGGAUAACUGUCCACUGCAGUGGGUGGUCCCAGGCACAGUCCCAAAAAAGUUGCCUUAUCAACGCCAUCUGAAGGCUCUCUGUUAUAUGACGGGAUCUAAAAGAUUGGAAGAGUCUCGGUCCUCCCACCCAGCUUCUCCAUUGGUGCUGACAUUCUGCCUACCCAUCUCAGCCAGAAAGCAGUCUGCACUUGCCACCUCCAAGGACAGAGAGCCCACUACCUCCUGGGGAAGACUGUUCUGUCAGUUAGCUUCUGGAUUUUCUGUGCUCUCUGAAAUUUGGGGGCCAUGUGGACAGUGGCUCGGACAAAGGACCCAGUCCCUGGCAUUAUUCCAAACACAUUGGAUCAUUUUUAGAAGAGAACAGCUGGAUAUAUCAUGGUGUUUUGACUGCCACUAAGUAUUGGUCUUGGUUCCUUGUUGGAAAAUGUUGAAGAAACCCUUCAACCCUGUGUCCUUGCUUGCUCAUGCCAAAGUUGCCAGCAAAGCACCAGUCCUCUCCCAAGUCAUCGGAGGCCUUAGUCCCAUGCCAGCCACGCACAGCCUUGCUGCAUCUCUGAGGGGAAACUUCAGCUGGAAAGUUUUAAGCAGCACACAGCUUUGCCUGGAGUCUAAGGUUCCCAGGUUGCUGAGAACUCAUGCCUUCCCGUCCUUGUAGGGCUUCACCAGCAAACUGAAGGUGACCAUGUCUCAGUGUCGGGGCUGCGGGUGCCUCAGAGCCACUCAAGGUCGCUCUCUGAGCAAUUUUUAGCGAAUUGGGGAAAUAAAGUCCUAAGAGAUUUGCCAAGUUCAUGGUUAGCGAGGGGCCUUUGUGGCCCACCACUCGGUCAUUUGCAGGGUGCCCUGACAUGCCUCAGAGCUUAUAACUGCCUCUCCAGGGCAGCUGAGCUCCUGGGGACAAGCUUCUGCAGAGUUCCAGGUGGAAUGAGGUAAGGUUGGGUGACUGCUGACCUUAACAAAAUGAUUGGCCAAGGAGCAGAUCCCCAGCAGGCCUGCCCAGCACAGCCCCCAGGCCCUCUGCCACCUAGGAUAGCUGUGGAUGUGGCCCAACACAGAAUCAUGAAUUAUUUGAAGCACUAUGAGAUUUGCUUUACAAUUUUUAAAACUCAGUAGAGUUCUUGAGCGUGUAUUUUUGUUGAUGACUAUUAAGCCCAGAGAAGCCAAAGGUUGGGCCAACAUCUGUGGGUUGCAGUGUUAGCUGCGCUGUGUCCUUAUAACAGUGGGUUCAGACCAACUCCUGUGGGAUGCAGUGUUAACUGUGCUGUGUCCUUAUACAGUGGGCUCAGACCAACUCCUGUGGGAUGCAGUGUUAGCUGCACUGUGUUCUUAUACAGUGGGCUUAGACCAGCACCUGUGGGUUGCAGUGUUAGCUGCACUGUGUCCUUAUACAGUAGGCUCAGACCAACACCUAUAGGAUACGGUGUUAGCUGUGCUGUGUCUUUAUACAGUGGGCUUAGCAUGUGGUCGCUGCCUACCUGCUGUCUUCCACCCCGUCUCUGAGGCUGGGUGAUUGCCCUGGCUCCAGGUCCCUACUGAACUAAGCAGAGCAGUCAGAUGAGGGGGAAACAAGCUCAGGCUCAUGCCUUGGGGAGCACUGUGCAUUUGGGGGUGCCUUUGCAUUAUUUCAUUGAAUUGCAGACUGCUUCCAAAUUUAUGGUUGGGAAAAGAAAAGUCACUGUGAUAUUUGAGGUGGGCAAAGUGGGCCUGGGGCUUCAGGCAGAGCAUCUCCGGUGGGUUACUUCCCCCUGCUGGCACCUCUGAAAACAAAGUCUCUCUCUGCUUCCUGUCAUGCGCCAUCCUUGCCUGCUUUCUGUUGCCUGUGAUGCCCAUUGGAAUAUACUUGGGGAAUGGGGUUUGUCCGCUUUGUAACUGCCUUAUUGAAAAGUAAGUGCCCUUCCAUCCCAGGCCUCCAACUGUAUUUGUUUUCCUGCCAAACUUGGGGGGAGGGGUCAUUUGUAUUUUGAUUUUUGUGCCUGUGGCUCUGUACUGUUGAAGGUCUCAAUUCUCUGGACUCUCCUUAGCAUGUGUGUGACUCCUGUCACAGCGUCACACAGAUGGGAUGGCCCGACUUUAUUCUCAAUAAAUAAUCUGAAUGAGCAAGAGACA
Chionomys nivalis (European snow vole) is the source of this 6577-nucleotide messenger RNA. RefSeq names its product SAP30 like (gene Sap30l). Gene Ontology annotation, molecular function: protein binding; transcription coregulator activity. The transcript is spliced from 4 exons. NCBI's taxonomy places the organism in Eukaryota, Metazoa, Chordata, Mammalia, Rodentia, Cricetidae. The record is from RefSeq and is a predicted model, not a curated record. Gene Ontology annotation, biological process: regulation of DNA-templated transcription. Bases 483 to 1031 code for a protein of 182 amino acids. Gene Ontology annotation, cellular component: histone deacetylase complex.